AUGGCGUCCUUGCAGUCCGGGGGCUCGGGGGACGUGGGUUUCUCCGAGACCCUAGACGAGCUGGCGUGGAACUUCACCUACGGGGCUCAGGGUGCGGGCAACGGCUCCCUCUCCGGCUUUUGGUACAAUAGGAACCAGACUCAUCUCUUUGGUGUAUUGCUGGCAGUUACAGGAAACUUAAUCAUCAGCAUUUCACUCAACAUACAGAAAUAUUCUCACCUUAAAUCGGUACAUCAAGGAAGCCAAAAGCCCUACUUCCGAAGUGUCUUGUGGUGGUGUGGGAGCCUCCUGAUGGCAGUUGGGGAGACAGGCAACUUUGCAGCCUAUGGAUUGGCACCUAUUACUCUCAUUGCACCUUUGGGUUGUAUGUCUGUUGCAGGUAGUGCUGUUAUGUCUGUUACAUUUCUGAAAGAAAAUUUGAGAUCCUCAGACUUACUUGGUGUGACACUGGCAUUUGCAGGAACAUAUUUAUUGGUGGCUUUUGCUCCAAAUAUAACUCAGGAUAUCACAGCAAGAAAAGUCCAGUAUUACUUUGUUGGCUGGCAGUUCCUGGCCUAUGUGAUCUUAGAAAUAUUAAUAUUCUGCAUCCUGCUAUAUUUCUAUAAAAGAAAGGAUAUGAAACACAUUGUCAUUUUGUUGACACUUGUGGCACUUCUGGCCUCCUUGACUGUUAUUUCAGUGAAGGCAGUCUCAAGCAUGAUCAUUCUCUCCAUGAAGGGUAAAAUGCAACUAACCUACCCUAUCUUCUACAUCAUGUUCGUCAUCAUGAUGGCAUCUUGUAUUUUUCAGGUCAAGUUUCUGAACCAAGCCAUGCAACUCUACAGUACAACCACAGUUGUACCAUUGAAUUACAUAUUCUUCACUACCAGUGCCAUUAUUUCAGGAAUCAUAUUUUAUCAGGAAUUCCUUGGGGCAGCCUUGCUUAGUGCGUUCAUGUACCUUUUUGGGUGUUUUCUGUCCUUCUUUGGAGUGGUUUUGGUCACAAGAAAUCGAGAAAAUGAACAUUUACAACAAUCAUACAUUGAUUUUGGACAGAUUCCUGGAAAACAAAUGUUGGACAAAAUCCAGCCAGAGGCCAAUGGCCAAACCUAUGGAACCUUGCCUGAUGAAAGCAACUCCACGAAGAGCCCGGGAAGAGAGAAGAAAGACAUCUGAAUGCCAAGAGGAAUGUUUGCUGGCC
Trichosurus vulpecula (common brushtail) is the source of this 1180-nucleotide messenger RNA. RefSeq names its product NIPA like domain containing 2 (gene NIPAL2). The coding region runs from base 1 to 1155 and encodes 384 amino acids. Lineage: Eukaryota; Metazoa; Chordata; Mammalia; Diprotodontia; Phalangeridae. Gene Ontology annotation, molecular function: magnesium ion transmembrane transporter activity. Gene Ontology annotation, cellular component: membrane. The transcript is spliced from 11 exons. The record is from RefSeq and is a predicted model, not a curated record. Gene Ontology annotation, biological process: magnesium ion transport.